Messenger RNA from Ipomoea nil (Japanese morning glory), 1504 nucleotides. RefSeq names its product serine/threonine-protein kinase CDL1-like. Gene Ontology annotation, biological process: protein phosphorylation. Gene Ontology annotation, molecular function: ATP binding; protein kinase activity. NCBI's taxonomy places the organism in Eukaryota, Viridiplantae, Streptophyta, Magnoliopsida, Solanales, Convolvulaceae. The transcript has 8 exons. The coding region runs from base 388 to 1476 and encodes 362 amino acids. The record is from RefSeq and is a predicted model, not a curated record.
AGUAGCAAUUAGCAAACAGAUUAUCAUCAGCACAAGGUGGUCUGUGGCUUAAGGAACAAUUUGCAGCAAAACAUACAGCCAAGAAACGAAUGAUUACAGAAAGCUAUACGAGAAAACGACCACUCAACAAAAGCCUUCUCUGGUUCAGAGAAACUACGAAAGCAAAAGAGAAUAUAAGGAGAGACAGCAGUUCCUAUUUCCUUUUCAAGCACAUCCAGUUACCCCCACCAAUCACUUCUCGUUUGAAAUUAAGCAACAUGUGGGCUACCUUUUUUCUCUUUCGAUCAUUUUCUUAUCCUUCAAGUGAUCGAGAAGUUAAAGGUGUGGCAAUGGCGAAAACUAAUAAUAAGAUCCGAUUGAAGAAGAAAACGGGAAAGAAAUACCAUAAUGCCUUUUGGUCUAGUUACAGCAUGGAACAAACGCAGGAGAAGCAUGUCCGAGGGUCAGAUCAAUCCUUGGGUAUAUAAACCUGCAGAAGAUUGGCAAAUUGAAGACCUGAAUCCCCCUGCAAAAAGGCACCACCGAUCAUCAGUUUAUACAUUCAAAGAAAUGGAGGAGGCAACAAAUUCUUUCAGCGAUGAAAAUCUGCUUGGUAAAGGAGGAUUUGGUCGAGUUUACAAGGGAACACUCCGAUCUGGAGAAAUUGUAGCAAUCAAGAAGAUGGAUCUACGACGCCCAUUCAAAGAAGUGGAAGGGGAGAGAGAGUUUCGCGUGGAAGUAGAUAUCUUAAGUAGACUGGACCACCCGAAUCUGGUUUCUUUAAUAGGCUAUUGUGCAGAUGGGAAACAUAGAUUUCUCGUGUAUGAAUACAUGCAAAACGGAAACCUUCAAGACCACUUAAAUGGAAUAGGAGAAGGGAAGAAGAUGGACUGGCCUUCGAGACUAAAGGUGGCUCUCGGGGCAGCAAGAGGACUCGCAUAUCUCCAUUCGAAUUCUGCUGUUGGGAUGCCGAUUCUUCACAGGGACUUCAAAUCUACCAACAUACUUCUAAACACCAACUAUGAAGCUAAGAUAUCCGAUUUUGGGCUAGCUAAGAUGAUGCCAGAAGGGCAGGAAAUUUGUGUGACAGCAAGAGUUUUUGGCACUUUCGGCUACUUUGAUCCCGAGUAUACAUUGACAGGAAAACUCACUUUACAAAGUGAUGUUUAUGCUUUUGGUGUUGUUCUACUUGAGCUAUUGACGGGACGAAGGGCAGUAGACCUCAAUCUUGGUCCAAACGAUCAGAAUUUGGUACUACAGGUGAGGCACAUUUUGAAUGACAAGAAGAAACUACGUAAAGUGAUUGACCCCGAGAUGAGCAAGAGUUCAUACACAAUGGAGUCUGUCACCGUGUUUGCAAACCUAGCAUCACGAUGUACCCGAAUCAAUAGUAGUGAAAGGCCAUCAAUGGUAGAAUGUGUAGAAGAACUCCAACAGAUUCUAUAUACAAAUACGAGAGGAAUCAGAUGGACUAUGCAUGGUUUCAGAAUGAUUUGAGGAAUCGUAACAUCAAAAUUUAUUUGUU